AUGAGGUUGGAGAAGAUCAAGUUGAAGAUGAAGUUGAAGAUGAGGUUGAAGAUCGAAGAAGUUGGCGUUGAAGCGGAAGUCGUUGAUUGUUACAUUACGUUACACCCACGGGUGAGCCGUGCAGCCCCGCGCCCGGUGGCCAGUGACGUAUUGUGGGGUAAUCCGGGGUACGUCCGGGGUAACUCCGGGGGAAUCUCGUGUCUGGCGGCCGCAAACGGCGUAACUUCGGAAACAGCCUAUUACAUGUACGUUAUAGGUGGGUCGGGUUACGGCGUGUUCGAACCCGACCCUCACAAUAACCAGGUUAUAUGCAGAGGCGCAGUCACUCAGCCAUCAACACCACUGCAUAUAACCUGGUUAUUGCUGCUAAAUGACCUGCUUGACUUCACCCCUACUAAAGAGCUACUGGUUCCAGGCACUGUGUAG
Molecule: messenger RNA, 426 nt
Organism: Histoplasma capsulatum G186AR
Lineage: Eukaryota; Fungi; Ascomycota; Eurotiomycetes; Onygenales; Ajellomycetaceae
Exons: 3
Coding region: 1-426 (141 amino acids)
Source: RefSeq, a predicted model, not a curated record